AUGGAGUCUUUUUCGAGCAUUAUUUCCCCGACAUACGCUCGCAGGCGACAAGCCUCACCUCCAUUGCGGACAAGCUGCUCCUCGAAGCACAAACUCAAUGGAGUCUUUUUCGAGCAUUAUGUCCCCAACAUACGCUCGCAAGCGACAAGCCUUACUCCGUUGCAGACAAGCUGCUCCUCAAAGGACAAACUCAAUGGAGUCUUUUUCGAGUAUUAUGUCCCCGACAUGCGCUCGCAGGCGACAAGCCUCACCUCCUUUGCAGACAAGCCGCUCCUCGAAGCACAAACUCAACGGAGUCUUUUUCGAGCAUUAUGUCCCCAACAUGUGCUCGUAGGCGACAAGCAUCACCUCCACUGA
Messenger RNA from Prunus armeniaca (apricot), 357 nucleotides. The record is from the annotation of a GenBank genome assembly. NCBI's taxonomy places the organism in Eukaryota, Viridiplantae, Streptophyta, Magnoliopsida, Rosales, Rosaceae.